Messenger RNA from Syzygium oleosum, 1260 nucleotides. Its product is annotated as transcription factor MYB13-like. The transcript has 3 exons. Lineage: Eukaryota; Viridiplantae; Streptophyta; Magnoliopsida; Myrtales; Myrtaceae. Bases 139 to 939 code for a protein of 266 amino acids. The record is from RefSeq and is a predicted model, not a curated record.
AUACAUGGAGAGAGAACGCUCUUGGCUAGCUACCCUAGCUUGUAAGAGUGCAUAGAGAGAGCUCACAAGCAUAUAUACAUAUCUCAGCUUAUGCUCAAGUCAUUUAAACUGCUUCACUACUAGAGAGAGAGAGAGAGAAUGGGGAGAGCUCCGUGCUGUGAGGAGAUGGGGUUGAAGAAAGGCCCCUGGACCCCCGACGAGGACCACAUCCUCAUCGACUACGUCCAGGGUCACGGCCAUGGCAAUUGGCGGAAACUUCCCAAACUAGCCGGCUUGUUGAGGUGUGGCAAGAGUUGCAGGCUCAGGUGGACAAAUUACUUGAGGCCAGACAUCAAAAGAGGUAACUUUAGCAGAGAAGAAGAGGACGCCAUCAUCCACCUCCAUGAAGUGCUUGGGAACAGAUGGUCCGCGAUAGCAGCAAGGUUGCCGGGACGAACAGACAAUGAGAUAAAAAACGUGUGGCACACCCAUCUGAAGAAGAGGCUAAGAAAGGACCACGAGUCGUCGUCGCUCGACGAUGUUGCAUCCAAAAUGCAAGUCACGACGUUGCAUACCAACAACGAAGCACGUGGUAAAUAUGAAAGCCAUGGCGGGCCAAUCUCAUCUCCUCAAACUCAACAGAGCUCAAGUAGCACGUCUCUCUCCUCCACAACCACGGAAGACAAUAACAGCGACGAUAAUAAUCGCGACAACCGCGACAAUUGCAUCCACAAGGAGCUCAAAGAUGCAAUCUCCGGGUUGAUGGACGAGAGUUUCUGGUCAGAACUGAUAUCAUCAGACGACAAUAACUCAGCCGUGACUGAUGAUUUUCUUGCGGUUAGCAGUGAGUUCCAGUCGUCCCUAAGUUCAAACGUUGGACCGUGGGACAUGGACCAGGGUGGGAUGGUGGAUUGUUUUUGGUAUGAUCUCUUCAAAGGAGCUGAAUUAGCAGAUGUCUAGGCGACAGUUGAGGCAACAGUCGCAAGAAUUAGUCGAUUUCUUCUUCUUUUUUCUGUUUUUUUUUCCUUGUUCUUUUGCGUUUUGUAUUGGGGUUCAACGUGCCGACUUGAGGAGUCAUGAUUUUGAAGGUGACCACUGAUGUUAGCGACCAGAAUUAGCCGACCAAUCGAAGUUGGGCCAAACAAUGAUGAGGAUCUGAGGGUGCCGCGGGGAAGCUUUCAAACAUGUCGGGGAGAACUUGUUGUAUAUGUACCGAACACACAUAAGGAGACACCAUUGUUGCUGAUUCUCAAAUGGAUGACCGUCCUGCACUAAUUAUUA